Molecule: messenger RNA, 4880 nt
Organism: Hemibagrus wyckioides
Lineage: Eukaryota; Metazoa; Chordata; Actinopteri; Siluriformes; Bagridae
Gene: radil2a
Product: Ras association and DIL domains 2a
Exons: 16
Coding region: 585-4055 (1156 amino acids)
Biological process (GO): signal transduction; substrate adhesion-dependent cell spreading; neural crest cell migration
Cellular component (GO): microtubule
Molecular function (GO): GTPase binding
Source: RefSeq, a predicted model, not a curated record
UCCACUGUUAGGAAACGGACACGGUGUUCUUAGUCAACGUAUAUUAUUUAGCCCCGGUCGUGUUUCUUUAUUAAUCUUUCGUUUGGUAUCUGACAGUGCAUGACUUCUCUAUAUACAGUCAUUUUAUACCGGUUUGUACUCACCCCCGUCCUCUUUCGGGCAUGACGUCAUUGUGGGAACUCGCGAUUGGCUCUCUUCACGCGACUUUUCAAACGCGCUCACACACAGAGACGCACACUUCUCAACGGAAAGCCUGAAGACUUCACUUCUCACACUGAGUUCAGAUUUUUUUUAAAAAUUUUCCAGUGACCGAUAUAACAAACCUGUAACUUUGCUUUGGACACACUUGAGGACGGAAUCUUUCUUCUUGAAUAGAAAAGUUUUUUCCCCCUUUUCUCCAAGAAUGUACGGAGCAUCUUGAGUUGUCAGGAGAAAUGGAAAAUACAGUCAAAGCGGACCACCGCGGUCUGAAUCUUCAAACGAGGGCAUCUUAAUGUGUAUUUAUGUCAACGUUAUAAUUAUUACAUCUCCGAAGCAGUCUGUAGUUAUCCCAGUUAUUGCACGAGGAUCCGGUCUUGAGGAAAAUGAUCUCCGAAGAGCGAAGCAACCAAUUUAACAAGCAAGCACUGGGGUUUCCUAUUGGAUUAUUGAUCCGGUCCCCGAAAAAACGGCUUGCAACAUUAGGGAGGAAGCCCAGCAAUGGCUCUCUACAAUCCAACACGUCUGAGUGCACAACUCGAUCUGCUGAGAGUGCUGGUGUCAGGCAGCCAGCCAGAAGUAAGAUCCGCCGCCACAACAACAAGCUGGCCACAGUGUUUAACCGGAGUCCACUUCUGCAAGACAGCAGACCUGGGCGCCUUGAGGCAAAUAUUGAUCUAAAUGAUGACCCCACUGAGCUGUCCAGUCAACUGUCUGCUCCAGGGAUCUUAAAAAUAUUUGGCAGUGACAUCUGCCAAGGGACUAAUUACAAGAGCGUGCUGGCCACGAAUCGUUCAAGCGCCAAGGAGCUGGUUAAAGAGGCCUUGGAGAGAUACUGCCUUGAAAAGGAAGAUUCAGAUGCAUAUGUACUCUGUGAUGUGAUUGGGCGUAUUGGGAUAACCCACCAGUGGCAGACAGAGUGUCUUCGGGUUAUUGGUGACAGCGAGAAACCCCUUAUACUACAAUCCCUUUGGAAACCCAAAGAAGGAUUUUGCAGAAGGUUCGAAAUCCACAAAAGAUCAAAUAUUGAAGAACGUAAUGCCAAAGACAGAGACACAAUCACUGCAGGCCUCAAUGCCCGAGUGCGGAAUCUACAGAAAGUCAAUUCAAGGGUCACGUCACUCUUUGUGGAUGGGAGUAGUGGGUACAUGGACAGCGUCGGUAUCUGGAGGAGCCUAAGUGACAUGGACCUCUCUGCCAUGGGUAAGGAGGCCAGCAGGGCUAAUAAAGGAGGUGCUCUGCAGGAGGAUCCUGAGGCCGAAGCUGAUUUGGACAGACGCUGUCUCAUCACAGAGAAGGAAGAGACGGAGAGCAGCGAUGACAACACCACACAGUACUCCAUUCACCCGCCUUUCGAUUUCCCCUACUUUCUUCUUCUUCAGGGUUACAGCCACAGACAAGACUUUGUGAUCUAUCUGAUGAGUGGAAACAGCUGUGUGUUUGGCAGCUGUGCUGGGCAUGGUGAGGAUGGAGAGCAGCUGAAGGUGGAUGUGGUGCUCUAUGCCCCUGAUGUGCUUCCCCAACACUGCUCCGUGCAGCACCUGGUUGUUCCCAGGACCCAAGCUGAGAGUAGCAGGAGAACAUCAACUCUACUAAAGCCCCUCCAUGGAGCCUUCGUAACCCACAAUGGUGUUCCGUUAAAGGGCCAAGCUGAACUCUUUCCAGGUGACUUGAUAGGCUUGGGUCAGCAUUACCUCUUCAUGUUUAAGGACCCCACAGCACCUGAUAUCCACUGCAUACCUACCUGGAUGGCCAGACUUUCUCCCCAAGCUUCAGCCCCACUCUGUAAUGCCUGUGGUUCCUCUGUAAGAAGGCACAGGAUGAGCAGAAGGGUCCCAGCCAGCUGGAGGGACUUAGACGAGCAGGUGCUUUCUCUUACCUAUGAACUGCACCAAGAGGACCAGGUACUGGAAAAGAUUCUUUCCAUGGUGGACCCUAGAGGACCAGAGCCUAAACUUGUUCCAGCCUUCCUGCUCUGUUUGUGCAUUCAACAUUCAGCUGCUAGCUGGGAAAUGACGAACCUCUGCAAGCUGUUGUUGCAAAUCGCAAACCAGAUCCAGCUUUCCAUGUGGGAGAGGACAAAAGAGCUUGCAGUGCUUCAGCCAGAGAAUGGAGCCGGAGAUGGACAACCAGAGCCAGAGGCGAUUUGUGUGCUGAACAUGACUGACCUGAUCCCAGGCCUGCAGCCGCUCGUGCUAUGGAUGGCUAACUCCAUUGAACUGUUGCAUUUCAUUCAGCAUGAGGUGCCCCUGCUCCUGCCAUGGACACAGCAAGAUGAAGAGCAAGACAAAGAAUUAUUAAAUUCUCAGAUCCUGUCCACACGUACUGCCAGUGAGGAGGCCAUGACUGUCCUAGAGGAAGUCAUCAUGUUCACUUUCCAGCAGACUGUCUAUUACCUUACGAGAAGAUUGUAUUCAGUGCUACCAGGGUUGCUAGAUAGUAACCCUUUCUCUGAGAAUGGACAGCUGUGCAUGCCUGUGGGUGUCAGCAAUGUCUUGGAGGUUCUUAAGGAGGCAUUUCAGCUGCUCAACACCUUCAAAGUGCACUCAGAUAUAACCUCACAGCUCCUGGCAUAUCUCUUCUUCUUCACCAAUGCUUCACUCUUCAACAUCCUUAUGGAGAGAGGUUCAGGAGGUGGGUUCUACCAGUGGUCCAGAGGAGUACAGAUCCGAGCCAACCUAGAUUUGUUGAUGGACUGGACCCAGAGUGUUGGUUUGGGCGACCUGUCAGUGGAGUUCUUCCACAAACUCUCCUCAGCAGUCAACUUACUGGCCACCCCUAAGGAGAAUUUACUACAGACCACCUGGGUGUCUCUUAGAGCCGAGUUCCCUCACCUCAAUCCAGCACAACUUCACCAUAUGUUGAGAGAAUACAACACCAGUAGGGCCUGUCCCUCCUGCUGGACCCCUUCUCCAGAGGAAGCAGAAUCUGCCCUCCAAACCUCUGAAAUUCUGGAGAGUUUUGACAAUCAUCCUCCACUUAUCCUGCCAAACAACACCUUUCACUUGGAUCUGGGGAAGCCCAUCACAGAGCUUGCUUUCUUGUCCCACCUUAAGAGCCUACAGGACUUCAUCAACAGCCUCCCUAUCAACCAGAUACAACAACCACUGCAGGACACAAGCACUGACCAGAUGGAAGUUACACAAAUAGUUUCUUCCCCAUCCAGCUCAGAAGUGGAGUGCCUUGGGUCCAUCAAAGCCACCUGUCCAACCAUUCAUUGCAGUUAUAUAUCAGAGCAGCAUCGUUGCUUGUCUGCCUCACCUCCUCAGCUCAGGGGCUUCCACAAUGCACUAGGUUCCUGUGAAGCGCUCUUGUCUCAGAAGCUAAAGAGCCUGGAGCUUCAGAACAGCCUACCUGGGGAAACGGACCUAUGCUCACACAAGAGCCUGGCCUUGGAUCCGUCCUGCCUUCUCACCCCACCCAACACACCCCAGGGCCUGGAGCUCUCUGAACUUGAGGCGAGUCUACAAGCAGAGGCCACGCAAAAUGCCAAAGAGAAUGGUCUCAGAGGAAAUGCAGAUGGAGUGAGAGAAAUGGAAGAGGAUGAAGAUGAGGUGUUCACAGUAGAAAUGUCAAGAGGACCUCAUGGCUUCGGCCUAGCGUUGGUGGACGGACUGAAAUCUCCACUAGGGAUGAACGGGAUCUAUGUAAAGUCAGUAGUGCCAGGUUCACCAGCCGCUCAGUGUCAGAAGCUCAGACUUGGUGAUCGUAUCCUGGCUGUGAACGGAGUUAGUCUUGUCGGUAUGGACUACCAGACUGGAAGGGAGAUCAUCCGGACAUCAGGAGAUUCUCUCCGGUUGCUAGUGGCCAAAAUUGAAGACAGCAGCAGUGGCACGAGCUCCAGCACCAGAUGCUAAACUAGUGGGGGACUGUCCUGUUUCAACCUAGGGUUUUCAGGACAAAUUACAGGACUUUUGGUUCUUUCAGCUUCAAAAUCAGACCCUUUACUCUUUUCCAAGCUGCUGGCUGAAGCCCUCAACAAUUUUCUUUUUAAACAAAAAAAAGGUUUCAAUGGGAUUAUCAAUGGAAAAGUCAUAACAAAUAAAAUACAUUUACUUUUACUGAAGACUUUAAUGAAGCCAGUUUUGGGAUUUGGACUCCCGGUGGAUGAAGUUCAUGUCUACUUGGUUGUAAAUAUGCAUACCAAAUGACUUAAAACCAAUCUUUGAUGCAGUAAUUUAAUUGAGUAUGCAUCUGUUUGCUGUCUGCAUUAAAUGCAACACAUUUCAGGUUUGUCUGGAAAUGGCUAUAGCUCAGAUGUUAUGCUGUUGUUUGUUUGCUUCUUAUAGCAUCAAUGACCCAAAUAUUUAUCCUAAAUAUGAAGACACAUAUAUGCAAUAUUACAGUAAUAUCAAUGGAAAAUUAUUUUAUAUUUUUUUGUUCAACAUAUGGUAAACAAUAUCUGGCUUGCAUCAAGUACUAUUAUUAAUUUGUUCUGGUCAGAGCAAAGUAUUUCUAUUCAGCAUGCUCAAAGCCAUGGAUCAAAUUGCCAACUAGUCUUGUCUGUUUCUGAGCAGGCAUUAAUAAGCAUUAUGUGAUACAUUCAAUGGUCAUUUUUUUCUCAUUGCAAGAGAAACAGUGUUAUAUCAGCAUUAUUGAUAUGGUAUGUUUGUAUGGUAUAUUUAUAUUCUUUUCUAUUCUAUGUAAUAUUUACAUGUGAAAUAAAUAUUGCUGAUUUUUAA